AUGUCAACUCAACGAAUAGGACAUACAGCUACUCUCUUGACUAAUGGAAAAGUCUUCGUUAUUGGUGGAUACACAUUAGAUGAAUAUGGCUACUCGCUUCCUUUAAAUUCCGUAGAACUUUAUGAUCCAUUAACAGGAUUAUGGACAAGAUCAGCUAACAUGACAAUUGGGCGACUAAGUCACACAGCCAUUCGUUUAGCAAAUGGAAAAGUUUUAGUUGCUGGUGGAAGUGGAUCUGAUGGAUCGAAUGCUUUAGGAGCUAUAAGUAGUGCAGAAUUGUACGAUCCAUCAACAGGAUUGUGGACAGGAACAGGCAACAUGACUGUUGCGCGACAGGGUCAUACAGCUACACUCUUGACUAAUGGAAAGAUCUUGGUUGCUGGGGGAUCUGAAUAUGAUGGAUACAGAAACUCAGGAUUUUUAAACAGCGCAGAACUGUAUGAUCCAUCAACACGAUCAUGGACAAAGACAGGUGACAUGUCUAUUGGGCGACAGAAUCAAAUAUCCGUACUCUUGACUAAUGGAAAAGUCUUGGUUGCAGGAGGAUACUAUUUCGAUGGAUAUGAUUAUGGGGGAUCGAUAAAUAGUCCCGAGUUGUAUAAUCCCUCGACAGGUCUGUGGACACCGACAGGCAACAUGAGUAUUUCACGACAGUUUUCAACAGGCUCCCUCUUAAUCAAUGGAAAGGUGUUAGCUGUCGGUGGAGAAACCGACGAGACAUUCACCAAUGGUGGCUUUUUGAGUAGCACAGAAUUAUACGAUCCAUCGACCGGACUUUGGACAAAUAGUAGUAAUAUGAAUACCGGGCGAAUGACUCAUGCAAUGUGUUCUUUAGCUAAUGGCACUAUGUUAGUGACUGGUGGUGUUGGCUAUGAUCCAAACGUUUUUAUGAUGCCUUUGAAUGAUACAGAACUAUAUAAUCCAUCAACAGGGCUCUGGUCAAAGACAGACAGCAUGAAAAUUGCACGUGCUCUACACACUGCCACUCUAUUGACAAAUGGAAAAGUCUUAGUAGCUGGUGGUUACUCUGGAGCAGCUUCCUUAGAUAGCGCUGAGUUAUACUACUGA
Molecule: messenger RNA, 1068 nt
Organism: Rotaria sp. Silwood1
Lineage: Eukaryota; Metazoa; Rotifera; Eurotatoria; Philodinida; Philodinidae
Source: the annotation of a GenBank genome assembly